ACACCGAUGACUCACAGGAUUAGUGGGUGUCUUUGCGCUGCCCAAUUUCACUCCCACUGUUGUCGAGUUAGCGGAGUGCAGCGAUAGCAGCAAAGCCGAUGCUGUUGGGACGCUGUUUAUGCAUUUGCUGACAACAUGGAUUUCAACGUAAAAAAACUUGCCUCUGAUGCAGGAGUAUUUUUCACACGCGCCGUGCAGUUCACGGAGGAGAAGCUGGGCCAGGCAGAGAAGACCGAGUUGGACGCCCACUUCGAGAACCUGCUCACCCGGGCCGACUGCACCAAAAACUGGACCGAGAAGAUCUUUCGGCAGACCGAGGUUCUGCUGCAGCCCAAUCCAAUUGAUCACACUGGUGCCCGCAUCGAGGAGUUCCUCUAUGAAAAGCUGGACAGGAAGAUCCCGUCCCGGACCACCAACGGUGAGCUCCUGGGCCAGUACAUGCUGGAGGCGGCCAAGGACUUUGGACCCGGAACCCCGUACGGAAGCACCCUGAUCAAGGUUGGGGAGUGCCAGCGGCGGCUCGGCGGGGCGGAGCGGGAGUUCAUGCAGACCUCUGCCCUCAACUUCCUCACCCCACUGCGCAACUUCCUGGAGGGUGACUGGAGGACCAUCUCUAAAGAGAGGCGUCUCCUGGAGAACCGCCGGCUGGACCUGGACGCCUGCAAAACCCGUUUAAAGAAAGCCAAGGCGGCCGAGGCCAAAGCUGCGUGUGAGGGAGAAGCCGUGCCCAAUUUUCAGGAGACUAGGCCGCGUAAUUACGUUCUGUCUGCCAGUGCAUCUGCGCUCUGGAGUGAGGAGGUGGACAAAGCGGAGCAUGAACUGCGUGUGGCGCAGACAGAGUUUGACCGGCAGGCGGAGGUCACACGGCUCCUACUGGAGGGUAUCAGCAGCACACACGUAAACCAUCUACGUUGUCUGCAUGAGUUUGUGGAGGCCCAGGCCAUCUACUACAGACAGUGCCACCAAUAUAUGCAGGACCUGCAGAAGGAGCUGGGCAGUUCUAAUGGAGAUGUGUACCCCAACGCGUUCACUGUGAGCCCCGCCCCCUCCUCCAGCGUCUCUGUGGCGACGGCGGCCACGCUGCCCGUGGCACCUAUCGGGGGGGCGGGCUCCGCCAAUGCCUCGGACGCCGACACGCUGAAGAUCGAGGAGGUGCAGCCCCCGGCUACCGGCACACGCAAGGCCAAGGUCCUGUACGACUACGACGCUGCCGACACCAGCGAGAUGUCACUGCUGGCAGACGAGCUCAUCACGGUGUACACUGUACCAGGCAUGGAUCCUGACUGGCUGAUUGGAGAGAGGGGGAAUCAGAAGGGGAAGGUGCCAGUCACAUACCUGGAGUUGCUCAGCUAAAGAGGACAGACAGACAGACAGAUCAGUGAUAUGAUGGACAAAGCCACUCACUGAUACACUGCACCAUACACUCCCUCACCCUAGAUCUUAUAGUACAUUUCCUCAAGUUACACUCACCCACACCGUAUACAUCAAUACAUACGCACACACACUCACAUAUACUAUAUACAGAAAUGCGUAUACACAGACGCGCACAUACACAUACCGCACACAGAAGGGCAUACACACACACACACACACACACACACACACACACACACACACAAGGUCAACAAGAAAUAAACAAUGCUGAAAGCAAGAUGCAGAUGUACACCAGAGACAACAGGGAACAGCCACAACAAUUAAAAACCAUAAAUAAUAAUAAUAAAAAAAACAAAAUAUAUAUAAGGUGUUUACAUACCCAGACGCUUUCUGUGGUUUGAUUUAAUUUGGGCUGUUUUGAUUUGUUCCAAGGUCAAGGUCAGGAUAAGUAGAGGCCAAACUCUACUUAUGCUGUGCUACUAGUGCUGAGUGCAUUUCCCGGCCUCUGUGUGGUCGUUCUGAGGUCAGGUCCUCCCUGAUGCCAGCUGUCAUUUACCCGAAAGCCACACAGCCUACCCUGUCUUUCACUGUGGUCUGGCAGGAGUACCAUCCGUAUGGCUCAGCUUCCAGGAAAUGCAUGCCUGGUAAUGUGUUUUCUGUUGCGGUUUUUUAGCGUUUAAUUUGUACCUUGGCCCUCGCUCCCCUUCACAGGGAGGAUUCCCGCAGCUGUAAAUUCUCAGCUGCUGUCCCGUAUCUCUUCACUGCCUUAAUGCAACAGGAGAGGAUUGUACGAACAUUCAGUGAUCACACAGAGCGUAGAACUUCACUCCCCCCCUCACCCAAACCAAGAGGUCGCCGCUCCCCUCUUCCAGCGGUCGCCGGCGUAGCUGUGACCCGAAACAGUGAGUCAGUGUAUCGGCGGAAACCCGUCAGGGGGCGUAGUACCGCUUCAGUGGGCGGUGCCCGCCAUGGCGGUGGCGGAGCCAGCGCACGUGUGUGACAGGAACCUGGUUGGACCGUUUGACCUCAGACCAGCCCAGCAGUCGGAAGCCUUCUCUCAUUGUUGAACAAGACCCAACCUUGACCGGCCAUUUUUAUGGGGUUCAACACCAAACUGUGUGCUUUACACUACCCCCUUCCCCAGCCCCCUCCCUUAGUUUCCUGAGUGCUCGCAAAGCUUGAUGGCAGUUCAGAUGUGUCGGGGGUACCGCGUUAACUGCUACUGCACAAGAUACGAAGGAGUAGGCUGUGUUAACAAGGGUGUGCAAUACACAGUCUACAAUAUGUGGAUGAAGCCAUACUGAGGAGCAAAAAAUGGUGAAUUUGACCUAUUUUGUUUUUUUUUUUUUUUUUUUUUGGAAAAAAGUGUAGGGUGGACCUUUUGGCUGUGGCUUUUUAGGGCGAAUUCCAGUGGGGAGUUGAAAAUUUUGGCACACUGUUUGAGGAGUCACCAUGGCUUCUGCUGAUAUUGGCCAUGUGAGCUAAUGAUUUCUGGAAAAGCUUUUCUGCUUUUAGUCAUUCCUGGAAGAAAAGUAGUAGUGAUAGUACAUUUGAACACACCCCCUAGAUUCAUAAUAUUUGUCAUAACACACACAUGGAGACACUCUUUUGGGAUCUGAAGGCCCAGAAGAGUAAACUUGCUGAUGGACUUCUGUGAAUGAACCUUUGUGAACGAAUGUAAACACGAUUAAGUAAAUGGAGGAAGUGGAGUCAAUGUAGGCAUGCUUACCUGUAUAUUAACUUUUUAUUUAAGGUUCUGAUGUGUGUACAUUGACAGGCAGCCUAUUUAAGUAUAUUGUGAGAUGUUAUAUGUAUGUUUCUGUUUUGGCCUGCUGCGGUUUGGUUGUACCCACACAUUCCUCUGGCUCACUGUAUUCCUCCAUUGUUUUCGGUCGUUCCGUUUUUCUCACCUCACCUC
Megalops cyprinoides (Indo-Pacific tarpon) is the source of this 3292-nucleotide messenger RNA. It is a transcript of the gene sh3glb2a, whose product is annotated as SH3-domain GRB2-like endophilin B2a. The coding region runs from base 136 to 1353 and encodes 405 amino acids. NCBI's taxonomy places the organism in Eukaryota, Metazoa, Chordata, Actinopteri, Elopiformes, Megalopidae. The record is from RefSeq and is a predicted model, not a curated record. The transcript is spliced from 14 exons. Gene Ontology annotation, biological process: membrane organization. Gene Ontology annotation, cellular component: cytoplasm; membrane. Gene Ontology annotation, molecular function: protein binding.